Molecule: messenger RNA, 903 nt
Organism: Sugiyamaella lignohabitans
Lineage: Eukaryota; Fungi; Ascomycota; Dipodascomycetes; Dipodascales; Trichomonascaceae
Gene: YHI9
Product: Yhi9p
Exons: 1
Coding region: 1-903 (300 amino acids)
Biological process (GO): biosynthetic process
Cellular component (GO): cytoplasm
Molecular function (GO): isomerase activity
Source: RefSeq, a predicted model, not a curated record
AUGACUACUGCUCCAUUCACUACUGUCGACGUAUUCAGCGAUACCCGGUUUCUGGGUAACCAGCUGGCAAUUGUCGAGUUGGCUGGCGAGAAUACUGACCUCUCAACUGACAACCUUCAGCAAAUUGCUCGUGAGUUUAAUUACUCUGAAACUAUCUAUAUCUACCCUCCCUCGACUGCCAACACCUACCCGGUGCGUAUUUUCACUCCCGACACUGAAUUGCCGUUUGCUGGACAUCCCACUAUCGGAGCAGCAGACCAUGUCAUUGGCCUGGUCACUGCUGGCACUUCUUCUGCCACUCUCGUUCCUCCAGCAGGCCCAAUUCCAGUCCAAAAGUCGUCUGAUGGCGUGGUGAGGGCUCAUAUCCCCCAUAAUGUGCACUUUCACAAGGCCACUGCCAAGGAUUUGCCGGAUCCAGUGGGAUUCUCUAGUGAUCCUGUCAUUGCUGAAGCUGAGCGCAAUGCCCCUCUCUUUUCUAUUGUCAAGGGAUUGAGUUUUGCCCUGAUUCGUCUGCCCUCGGUCGAGGUGCUGUCUCGAGUAAAGAUGUCGUCAACACCGUUGAAUCUGGCUCCGUUGCUAGACCAUGAAUGGAACUCGGGCUUUGUUGGCCAGCUGUAUUACGUCCUUGAGGACGAGCACACGGUGCGUGCGAGAAUGAUUCUUCUCGACCAGUUCGAAGACCCUGCCACUGGAAGUGCCAACAGUGCACUUGGCGCGUACCUUGCUUUGACGACUGGUAAGAACCAGAACAUCCAGGUCACCCAGGGUGUAGAAAUCGGCCGCCGAAGUGUCAUUGGCGUCGAGGUUGAACUGGAUGGCGACAAAAUCAACACCCUCAUUCUGUCUGGCAAGACCGUCAAAGUGACCAAAGGCGACAUCAUAGUUUCGGCAGAUAAACUAUAA